AUGGUUAGUAAUGAGACAGUCCACCAUGAGGAUCAUGUUGGAGGUAACAGUCCAUCUGUUCUGUUCUUCAUCUUCUGUUGUUUUGGAUUUGGUGCAUUGAUGCGGCAGGCUAUGAAAUUUAUACCAGUUCGAUUAGCAUAUACUGUAGUAUUGUUGCUGAUUGGAGUGAUAUUUGGUCUGAUAUCUAAUCAGGUACCAGAACUUGAUAUCUAUACCACAAUGGUAGAUGCUGACCCACAUCUCAUCAUGCAUGUUUUCUUACCAGUUCUUAUCUUUGAAUCAGCCUUCGCUCUGGAUUAUCAUACUUUCAAAAAGACUUCGGCACAAGUUUUGCUACUGGCCGUACCUGGAUUAGCUCUAUCAUCUCUACUAACCUGUAUAAUGGCUCAGUAUCUAUUUGAUUAUAAUUGGGGUUGGAAUAUUGGUAUGUUAUUUGGAUCGUUAAUGAGUGCUACAGAUCCAGUAGCUGUUGUGGCUAUAUUGAGAGAAGUGGGAGCAUCCAAGAAGUUAUCCAUAGUUAUUGAGGGAGAAUCUUUAUUGAAUGAUGGUGCUGCCAUCGUAUUGUUCAAUAUUUUUCUGAUUCUAUCAACAACCACUGCAGGCCUUUCUGGUGGUGAGAUCGUAGUGUACUUUCUACGAGUAGCUAUUGGUGGUCCAGCCUUUGGUUUACUGAUGGCGAUUUUUGCUAUAUUCUGUUUAUCACAAGUAUUCAAUGAUGUCUACGUUGAGUUGACUGUAACUUUAGUUGCAACAUAUGCCACCUUCUACAUUGGUGAAGCUUUGUUGGGAGUAUCUGGUGUUCUAGCGGUUGUAGUUUUAGGUAUAGCUAUGAGUAGUAUGAGAACAAGUAUCAGUCCAGAAGUAGAGGAUUUCAUUCACAGAUUUUGGGAGGCAUUAGCGUACUUUGCCAACACACUGAUCUUUAUUCUUGUUGGUGUCGUCAUUUCUAAGAAAGCUAUUCAGUUGAUAUUUGGUAUGGAUUGGUUUUAUAUGAUAGCAUUGUAUCUUGGACUGAAUGUUAUACGUGGAACAGUUGUGUUGUUAUUAAGUCCCAUUUUAAGAAGAUUAGGUUAUGGUAUGACAUGGCAAGAAGGAUUAGUGCUAACAUGGGGUGGAUUACGAGGUGCUGUGGGUUUAGCUCUUGGUCUUCUCGUUAUGGAAGAUGAAGGUCUGGAUCUUCAAAAAGUCAGAGUCAAAGUUUUGAUUCAUAUAUCUGGUAUUGUGUUUUUAACUCUUUUGAUUAAUGCUACUACCAUUCCUUAUUUACUGAAAACCCUAGGAAUGAAUGAUAUAACUACUGCUAAACGAAUGGCUAUGGCUAGUGCUAUUCGGCAUCUGGAAGAACUUCGUUAUAAGACUUUAAAUAUGUUGAAAACUGACAGGUUUUUAGCUGAUUCAGAUUGGGAACUAGUGGAGAAAUCCUGUGGUAUCGAUCCUCCAUAUAAAACUUCUAAAGAAGAGGCCGAGUUAGAACAAUCCAUGAAGAUCAGACCAAAAUCUAUUUGUCCAGACUGUAAUGCCCAGUUACCACUACAACCAACGCCUAAAGAAUUAAGAGACAUGACAAACGAAGCUAUAUUACGUUAUCUUAAAGCUGAAAAGUUAAGCUAUUGGAGACAGUUUGAACAAGGAAUGGUAUCUCAAGAAGCUGUAAGAAAGUUACAAGGUUAUACAGAGGUAGCUUCAGACAAAUCAGGACAGUUUGUUGACCUAGAUGAAAUCAAAUCAUCAUGGGAGGUGCCAAAAAGUUUAAUAAAGCUGAGAAAAGUAAUCGUACGCAUAAUAGAAAACAAACCAGUCUGUUCGGCAUGUGGGGGAUGUUUACAGGGAUUCUUCAAAAUAGUGACGUCCAAAGUGGUGUCAUAUAUAAUAUUUGUUAUCAUUGCUAUGGAUAUGGUGAACUGGAUUCUAUCUUUAAUCAGUGAACGUUACAAUAUGUGGUAUGACAACAGAAUAAUCUUCCGAUCCAUCAACGCAGCUUUUGUUGGAAUUUACAUCGUAGAGUUUAUUUGCAAGGUUAUUACUCAAUCAGCUGGUUAUUUUAAAGUAAUCUGGCAAGUGUUAUGUUUUGUUAUUGUUAUCCAUGGAAUAUCUGAUGUGGCUGUAGAAUUUAGUCUUCCACCAUCUUCGACCUAUACACAAGAAGUUGUUUUGGUUUUCAUCGUUUUCAGAUUUAUACGUGUUUUAAGGUUUUUUGAAUUGAUCUUUCCUCUGCUACUGAAAUUUGUGGACUAUCAGAUGACAGCUAGUAUUAGUAAUGGUUAUGACGUUGGAAGAGGAUUUGUGGCUGGUGAAGAAGAAGUUCGGAAGCUAAUCGACAGGAUGGUUGAUAAUACAGAUUGUGCUACCUACCUAAAGCAAAACUGCGAUACUGGAAAAUUAGACGUUAUUCGUUGUCUUGGUAUUCUGCAGAAAGAAAAUCCACAGAUAGCAUUAUCAGUGAAAACAAGACAAGCAGCUAGAAGUGUAUUAAAUAGUUUAAGGGAUGGUGUUCAGAAGCUGUUAGAAGAUGGUGUUUUACAAGAGUCAGAAACAGAAAAAUUAAAUCACAAAAUCGAAGCUAAAAUGAAGAAGUUACUACAGCUACCUACUACUAUACCUGUUCCACCACCAGAUAGAAUGUUAAAUAAUGUUACAUGGCUAGAAGACGAUCAAGAAACUAUCGACUUUAUCAAGGCAAGAUCUCAACUUAUAAACUACAACCAUGACGAAGCUUUAGUUAAAGAAGGAGAUGCAUCAGAUGGUAUUUAUAUUAUAGUAUCUGGUCUUGUUAGGUUUUCAAGAAGUAAAAAGAAUAAGAAUAAUGAUAAGACUGAAGAUAAAGUGAUGGAUUUUAUGUCAACUGGAAGUAUUAUAGGUGAAAUGGGAUUGCUGACACAUGGUAACAGAAUGGCUAGUGUAGUUUGCGAAACAGCUGUUCAGGCAUUAUUUAUCAGUUCAGCUGAUAUGGAAGAAGCAUUCAGAACAUUUGCUGAUACUGAACCAUCAUUAGAGAAAAGAUUGUGGAAAGUGUGUGCUUCUCGUUUGGCUGUUGGAGUUCUACUGGAACAGCCUUCAUACCAGGGAUUCACAAGAGAAAAGGUAAAACUAAGAUUAGAAUCAGCAUAUGUUGUUCCCGGUGAAGAUUUUUCAAUCAAUUCUAAAAUGGCAGACGUGGUACUUAUUCAUGGUCAUGCACAGAAUGCCUUCACUAAAGAAAACUAUCAUGGACCAUGUUAUAUUCCUUGGACUUGCCUGAAAUUGGAAUUCAAGUUUGAUCAAGUAUCUAAACCUAUAAUGUUAGUGAUACCAAGUGAAACUGAUGAUCAAUUACAUUUAGCACCUACUCACAGGAGACAGUCCUAUCAUCCGGAAUAUUUCAAUGGAUCUAAAAAUGAAGAGAAAUUGUGUUUAAAACAUGCAGCUCAACACAGACAGGAUAUAGAUCCAAAGAAAAAAUCUGUGACAUUUAAAAGUAAAAAUAAAGUUGGUGUUUUAGAGAAUGAUGAAGUUAUUAUGAAUGGAAAUAUUCCAAAUAAAAGAACCAAUCGAAGUUUAGCAGCAACUACUGUCGUUGAAGAUGACGAAAAUGUGAACAAACUAGAAAAUAUUCUGACACCAGAACAAGAAGAGGAAGCAGAAAUCAACAAAGCCAACGAUUUGGCUAAAGAUAUUGCAGAAUUCAACAGACGUUUAGACCAACGUGCGAAAGAAACGGAAGCUCGUCAUGGAAAGUCUUCUGGUGGUAGUCACGUGGUCACUAUAGAGAAAGAGCACACAACACAAACGUCUAGUACGCCAAACGCACAAAAGCCACAAAAUGCAACAAGCAACAAUGGAAAAACCCACACGGCACAGUCUUCGCCCUUCCUGGAAGAUAAUCACAAGACUCCUCUCGUACCUAUAGAAUCCAAUAAAUCACCCGAGACUGGUAGUGCUACUGAUGACGCACCUAAGUUUGUUUCUGUAGUUUCCCACAAGCAUAGUAACAAAAAUAAGAAAAACAAGUAG
Molecule: messenger RNA, 3990 nt
Organism: Lottia gigantea (owl limpet)
Lineage: Eukaryota; Metazoa; Mollusca; Gastropoda; Lottiidae
Exons: 27
Coding region: 1-3990 (1329 amino acids)
Biological process (GO): proton transmembrane transport
Cellular component (GO): membrane
Molecular function (GO): sodium:proton antiporter activity
Source: RefSeq, a predicted model, not a curated record